GAGAAAGCAACAAUGGCGAUUUUAGGGCUCUCAAAUCCAGCAGAAUUAGCUUCUUCUCCGUCUUCUUCCUUAGCUUUUUCUCAUAGGUUGCAUUCUUCCUUCAUUCCUAAACAAUGCUUCUUCACCGGUGUUCGCCGGAAAAGUUUUUGCCGGCCUCAACGUUUCAGCAUUUCAAGUUCAUUCACUCCGAUGGAUUCUGCUAAAAUUAAGGUCGUCGGCGUCGGUGGAGGUGGAAACAAUGCCGUUAACCGUAUGAUUGGUAGUGGUUUACAGGGUGUUGACUUCUAUGCUAUAAACACGGAUGCUCAAGCACUGGUACAGUCUGCUGCCGAGAACCCACUUCAAAUUGGAGAACUUCUGACUCGUGGGCUUGGUACUGGUGGCAAUCCUCUUUUAGGGGAACAGGCAGCAGAGGAGUCAAAGGAAGCUAUUGCAAAUUCUCUGAAAGGUUCAGAUAUGGUUUUCAUAACAGCAGGAAUGGGUGGAGGUACAGGAUCUGGUGCGGCUCCUGUUGUGGCUCAAAUAGCAAAAGAAGCAGGUUAUUUGACUGUUGGUGUUGUUACAUAUCCAUUCAGCUUUGAAGGACGUAAAAGAUCUGUGCAGGCUCUGGAAGCAAUUGAAAAACUUCAGAGAAAUGUUGACACACUUAUAGUAAUUCCCAAUGAUCGUCUGCUAGAUAUUGCCGAUGAGCAGACACCACUUCAAGAUGCUUUUCUUCUUGCGGAUGAUGUAUUACGUCAAGGUGUCCAAGGAAUAUCUGAUAUAAUCACUAUUCCUGGGCUUGUGAAUGUGGAUUUUGCCGAUGUAAAGGCAGUGAUGAAAGACUCUGGAACUGCAAUGCUCGGAGUGGGUGUUUCAUCAAGUAAGAACCGAGCUGAAGAAGCAGCCGAACAAGCAACUCUGGCCCCUCUAAUUGGGUCGUCAAUUCAAUCUGCAACUGGGGUAGUAUAUAACAUUACAGGAGGAAAAGACAUAACUUUGCAAGAAGUGAAUAGGGUGUCCCAGGUUGUUACCAGUCUAGCUGAUCCCUCUGCUAACAUCAUAUUUGGUGCUGUUGUUGAUGAGCGUUACAAUGGUGAAAUACACGUGACAAUAAUUGCAACUGGUUUCACCCAGUCGUUUCAGAAGACACUUCUAUCUGAUCCACGGGGAGCAAAGCUAAUCGAGAAGGGGGCAGGAAUCAAAGAAAACAUGGCAUCACCUGUUACCCUGAGAUCAUCAAACACACCUUCAACAACCUCACGGACACCUACUCGAAGGCUGUUCUUUUAGCUCCUUCAUAUUGUUUUAUUUUACAGCUUCAUUACUCUCCUUUUUAGUUUCUUCCUUUGUAGUUAACAUGUUUUGCUGAAGGGAAACUGAUUGG
Messenger RNA from Solanum lycopersicum (tomato), 1366 nucleotides. RefSeq names its product plastid-dividing ring protein (gene FtsZ1). Gene Ontology annotation, molecular function: GTPase activity; GTP binding. Gene Ontology annotation, biological process: cell division; chloroplast fission; microtubule-based process. The record is from RefSeq and is marked provisional. Gene Ontology annotation, cellular component: cell division site; cytoplasm; chloroplast. NCBI's taxonomy places the organism in Eukaryota, Viridiplantae, Streptophyta, Magnoliopsida, Solanales, Solanaceae.